Callorhinchus milii (elephant shark) is the source of this 1212-nucleotide messenger RNA. RefSeq names its product major histocompatibility complex class I-related gene protein-like. Gene Ontology annotation, cellular component: external side of plasma membrane. Gene Ontology annotation, biological process: immune response. NCBI's taxonomy places the organism in Eukaryota, Metazoa, Chordata, Chondrichthyes, Chimaeriformes, Callorhinchidae. The record is from RefSeq and is a predicted model, not a curated record.
UCCCAUUGGCGGUGAGUGAGUCAGUGUGAGAUCAGUCAGAGACUGAGUCAGUUUGAGCGCAGACAGAGACUGAGUCAGUGUGUGAGAGCAGAGCUGAGAGAGAGUGGUAUUUGAUCCGUGUCUUCUUCUCCAACCAACAGGACCAUGAAGCUGUUCCUGACGGCUGUCGCUGCCCUCCUGCCCUUGUGCUUUGGGCUCCAAAAGCCUCAGGUGUUGAGAUUGUUACAAUUGUGGGUGUCAGCGGACGGAGAACUUCCAGAGUACAGUCGUGCUACGAUGUUGGACGAUGUUGAGGUCUAUCACUACGACAGCAACAGUGAGAGAAUUGUCAGUCGGAUUCCCGGUGUAGAGACGGCUGUUAGAGAACAGCGCAUCUUUAUACGUGUAGAGAGGGUGAAGGCAGAUUAUAUGACGGUGAAGGAGAAUAUGUUGUAUAUGAUGAAGAGGAGGAAUAUUACGAGCGGGGCUCACUAUGGCCAGGUGGUAUUUGGCUGUGAGGUGAGGGAGGACGGCACUACAGACGGACACAUCACAGUCGCGUUCGAUGGUGAAGAUUUUCUCAGCUUUGACAAAAACGACCUGAGAUGGAUUUCUGCUGUUCCCGAGGCUCAGACCCUGAGACAGAAACUGGACAACGACAGAGACAUGAAUCAGUAUUGGAAACAGGAACUGGAGAAUGAUUGUCUUAAUCGGAUGGAGGAAUAUUAUCAGUAUUCAAAACCCACCUUCCAGCGACAGAGCCGCCCUGACGUCUCAGUCAGUUACAGGAGGGACGUGGGGGGGAGAGCCCUUCUCUCCUGUCUUGUUACUGGCUUCUAUCCGCGGCCCAUCGAGGUGACCUGGACAAGGGACGGCAACACUGUCCACGAGGUGGAGUCCAGCGGUGUAUUACCCAACCACGACCACACCUUUCAGACAGUGAAGCAGAUGGAGCUGGAGACGGGCUCCGCGGGGGAGCAGGGCUUCUCCUGUCUGGUGGAGCACAGCAGCCUCCAGGGGGUGUUGGAGGUGCCGUGGGAUGGGAAAACAGGGAGAACUCCGGCCGGUUCCACUUCCUGGAUCCUGGGCCUCAUCAUCGGGGCUUUGCUGGUGUCUGGGAUUGUGGGGAUUCUCUUCUGGAAAAGAAAACGAGAGCGAAAAGGACCCGGGACUCACCAGUACAACCGUCCAUCCAGUGAAGAAAGCGGCCAAGUCCCCGAUGAUCAACCGCAG